Molecule: messenger RNA, 2144 nt
Organism: Brienomyrus brachyistius
Lineage: Eukaryota; Metazoa; Chordata; Actinopteri; Osteoglossiformes; Mormyridae
Gene: acp6
Product: acid phosphatase 6, lysophosphatidic
Exons: 10
Coding region: 573-1712 (379 amino acids)
Biological process (GO): dephosphorylation
Molecular function (GO): phosphatase activity
Source: RefSeq, a predicted model, not a curated record
UCAUGGGAAAUGUAGUUUCACUUGUUCGUAUUGCACCAUUAAAGCCCACGACGACGUUCAGAGGACUACAAAAACCAGGAAACACUGCUUUUCCAAUUUAAUCUGGAGUUUUCAAAGUUGUUAAAAGUUUAGCAAUAGGUGUUGCUUUUGCGUAUUUACUUUCAUUUUGGUAUUAAAAAUACGAAAAAGAUCUUCCACCCCCACCUUGGUUGCUGAAACGGGCCAGUGUGAAAUUUACGCGUUUCUUUCUAGCACGCUUCUUUCUAUUUACGCAUUUCCUCCCGGUACUAACACAGCCUAAAUGCCAUGCGGGUGCUUUAAUUUUGAUAUCAAACUUAGUGUUUGAUGACUUGGGCGACGGGAGCGCAAGCUUCGCGGGAUGGAUAACUUCCGGAAGGUAUGCGGCGUGCAUACAUGCGCAUAUUCAUGCUCCGGACCGGGCACUGCGCCGACGCUCCGGGCCAUGUGAGACAUCUGCGACUUGCCAUGCUGAUUUGCACAAUCCGGGUUUGACGUUGGGUCGCAGAAGAUAUUGGAGCCCGUCCGGCUGGAGUCCAGGUGUCACCUCCGAGAUGAACGGCGAUCCCACCCAGCUUGAGCUCAAACUCGUACAAGUUGUGUUCCGACACGGCGCCCGGACUCCUCUUAAGUCCAUACCUGAUGUGCUGGAGGCUGAUUGGGUCCCAGAUCUUCUGAAGGUACCAGCCCACACCCAAAUCGAUUAUGUAGUCACAGACCUGGAGGGUGGUCCCAGGCCUUCUGCACCAGUGGAGGACGGCUACAGGGUUACAAAACUCCAUGGUGGCACAUAUCCUGGCCAGCUGACCUCUUUGGGCAUGCAGCAGCUAUACGAUCUUGGCAUGAGGUUAAGGAGAAGCUAUAUCAUGGACCUUCCCUUUCUCACGGCCAGCUUCAGUGCAGCUGAGGUCUAUGUUCGUUCCACCAACAUCAUGAGGACAAUUGAAUCAGCCAAGUGCCUGGUGGCUGGUCUUUAUCAGCAAAAGCAGGAUGACGCUGUGCCCAUCCUCACCACGGACACCGAGAAUGAGAUCCUCUACCCAAACUAUCAUGGAUGCAAGCUGCUCAAAGUGCUUAUUGGACGGCAGUGGGCUGAGCUCUUCCAGUUACCAGACAUCACUGCUGACCUGAAGAGCAUCCAGGCUGCACUGGGCAUCCAAACAGAGCAGAGGCUUGACUUCAUCCAUCUUCGGGAUAACAUGGUGGCCAGAGAGGCUCAUGGCCUGCCCUGUCCUGCAGGCCUGGAGAUGUGGAGGUCGACUGUGGAGAGGAGAGCUGUUCAGAUGAUUUGCCACAUAUAUGGAGUCAGUCGGGAGCAUCUUCAGCUCAGCAUUGGCCCCUUUCUUCAAGUCUUGUUGACAAACAUAGAGGACAGACUGAAGGGUACCGGCUCAGCACAGUCCAGGAAGCUGUUCCUCUACUCAGUGCAUGACACCACCUUGAUGCCUUGUCUGAUGGCCCUUGGGAUCUUCGACGCAAAGUGGCCUCCAUACGCAGCAGACCUCGUCUUGGAGCUCUACCAACACUGCGAGACUCAGGAGGCCUUUGUCAAAGUUUCUUACUUGGGUCAGGACAAGCUGAUUCCCGGCUGCAGUGGAGUCUACUGUCCUCUCCAAGAAUUCCAAGGCAUCUUGUCCAAUUUCUCACUGACUUUGGAUCGGUACCACAUACUGUGCAACCAGGCUGACCUCUAAUAAAGGGACAGUGCUGGGUCAGAUUGUAAACAUGUUUACUGUGUUGGUCGAGCUGUUAAUUCCAACCAGCAAGGGAAAAGCAAACUCAGACACGCUGACCUACAAGCCCUUUCUCAGCAGAAACAGUGUGGAUAUAGAAUGGGAGAGGGGAUAGUUGGACAAGCCCUGGUCCAUCUGUUGCUUUAAUUAUUAAGCACUCUGGAUGUCACGCAGCUUCAGUUACAAUUGAAGGCAUCUGCUUCAGGCACACAGGCAUCCAGUGGUACUGUUCGGCUUGGCAUUGAAAUGAGUUACUGGAACCAGGGUUGGGAGGACUGGCUUGAAUAGACUUGAAGCGGCAGCCAACUGUAGCAUCCUCAGGGUGAUACGCACAAUGUGUGUGUUGUACGGAUGCGUCAGCCGGCAGAAAUAAAACUGUGUUCCUUCUCUGAA